AUGAACUUGGCGCAAAUUGCCGAAAUUUUGGAGGGGAGCGCCGAGCGAUACGCGGGGGCCGGGGGGGUCGGCGCGGAUCGCAUGGGAUUAUUACACAACCUCACCGCCAUUUUAGAAAAACCCAACGUCAUCAAAUUAGAACAACGACCCAUACCCAAACCGAACUGCACCCAGGUCCUGUUGAAGAUGGAGGUCGUGGGAAUAUGCGGUUCGGACAUUCAUUACUGGCUAGAGGGCCGUUGCGGGCCUUUCGUUCUAGAAGCUCCAAUGGUCAUGGGCCACGAAGCAUCCGGAGUCGUCGUUGAGUGCGGCAGCAAAGUCAAAGAUCUGAAGGUAGGCGAUCGCGUAACUAUAGAACCCGGUUACGGUUGCAGGAGGUGCACUUACUGCAAAACGGGCAAGUACAACAUCUGCCCGGAGAUGGCCUUCUGCGCCACGCCACCGAUCGACGGGAAUUUGUGCAGGUACUUUGUAAUGGAGGCCGAUUUCUGCUACAAAUUGCCGUGCAACAUGAGCUUAGAAGAGGGCACGUUGAUGGAGCCGCUGGCUGUUGGUGUGCACGGUUGUAAAUUGGCCAAAAUCACGUUAGGUUCCGUCGUUUUCGUGCAAGGAAGCGGUCCGAUCGGUUUGUCUGUGCUGUCUGCGGCGAGAGCCUACGGAGCUGCGGCCGUUCUCGUUACAGACAUAGCGGAUUACCGGUUGGAAUACGCCAAAAAGUUGGGAGCAUUCGAAACAUUGAACACCGAAGGCAUGGAUGAGAAUCAAAUAGCGGAAAAGGUGAAAAGUAUAUUAGGUUGCGAGCCUCACGCCACGUUCGAAUGCGCUGGAAACCUCACCUGCGCCCGACUCGGCCUUCUCUGCACCAGAGCCGGAGGCACCGUAGUACUACUAGGUAUGGGCGGGUUGGAAAUGAGCCUACCCUUCGGAGCCGCUUUGGUCAAAGAAAUAACUAUGAUAGGUUCGUUCCGAUAUAACAACGAUUAUCCCGAGGCCAUAGAAAUGGUGAGAACUGGAAAAGUCUCCGUCAAGGAAUUGGUCACUCACCGAUUUAAAAUAGAAGACACCGAAGCCGCCUAUUGCACGUUCAAAAAUCGGUCUGGGAACCCCAUUAAAAUAAUGAUUUACUGUAACGAGGACUGGGACGGCAAGACUCCUAGAUGA
Phyllotreta striolata is the source of this 1161-nucleotide messenger RNA. The record is from the annotation of a GenBank genome assembly. NCBI's taxonomy places the organism in Eukaryota, Metazoa, Arthropoda, Insecta, Coleoptera, Chrysomelidae.